UUGAAUAUAUUACAGGAGUCUUUUCAGUAUGAUUUUUGUUUAGCUUAAGUAAAGUUCACAACAAAAAGCAUUAAAUACAAAAGAACGUGUAAAAUAGAAUUACGGUUCGGGUAGUGUGCAAAAAUUGUUAUUUUUUGACAAAAAAAAAAAUUAAUUAUAUGAAAUUAAGCGGUUUUAGAUAGAUAAUAAGUGAUCAUUUUAAAUAAAAAUAAUAGAAAAAAAUAAAGAAAAAAAUUAAAUAAAAAGCGGAAAAAUGUUAUCGUAUUCAAUACCAAGUAAAAUAAUUGCUGCCGUAAUUUUAACUUUAAUUUUAUGUAGUACAACAACAAUUGUAAAUGGUAGACCCGAACUGGAAAGUUUUUAUGAAAAUAAUGGACCACUUCAUUCGAUGGGUUCCAGAGAACCAGGUGAUGAAUUAAUAAUAAAAGAUGUAUUGAGGAGUCCAUAUAGAAGAGAGAAUUCAAAUAAUAGCAUUAAAUUUCAUUAUCCGAUAAAAAAUCGAAUUGUAACAUAUAUUGAGCUUGGAUCAGAUAGUAAUGUUGGUUUCGAGUUUUCUCUUGGAGUAACAGAUGAAGAAGAAGGUGGCUUUUUAACUGGCACUGUUACAGCAUUAGAACCAAAAAGUUUUGAUUUUAAAAUAUCAGUUUAUGGUUUUGAACGAAACGAGGAUACAAAAUAUCUUGAUUCAAUUUUAAUACCAAAAUUAGUUUAUCAAUCAAAAGUUGAACCAAAUCAUAUUGAAGAUAAUUAUUUUGAUGAAAUUGAAAAUGAUGAAGAUAAUGUUGUAGUGAUUGGAAACAGACAACCAGGUGACCAUUUACUUUAUACGGAAAAAAAAUCAUCUGGUCUUUCUGAUACACGAACAGAUCAUUCAGUGACAUUUUAUUAUAUUGAUAAUAAUUACAUUACAUGUGUAAUUUUCACAGCCUUAACAUCAAGAACAGCAACAGCAACAUAUUCCAAAUUAACUCCACAUUCUUUAAAAGCUACAAUAAAUGAUGUUUCAUUUGAAUUAAAUGCAAAUAUGGAAGUUUAUGGAUUUUUACCUGAUGAGAGACCAGAUAAUUAUAUACCACCAUUACCAGAUUCUGCUUUCGAUUUAAGUUUAGAUGGUGUUAAGCUAUUAAGUUUAAGUAAUGAUGUUGAAGUAAUUGAAACACUAGAUGGUAAUAUUUUACCACCAGAAAAUUUAUGUAGUAGUUCUAAUAUUCUUAAAAUUUCAAUAUUCAAUAUUUUAGGUUUAUAUUUGAUUUUAACAUUGUAUUAUUAAUUUAAAAAAAAAAAGAAAAUUAAUUAUUUACUAAUUUUAGUUUAAAAAAAUUAACGCACAUUUUGUAUAAAUUUUGAUAUUUUAAAGAAUUUUUUAAUUGUAUAACAAAAUAUAGUUAAGAUCCACGAAUAUUAUACUCGUAUGUGUAUACGUAUAAGUUUUGUAAAAAUUUGAUGUCUGAUAAUCAUUUAUGUUGUUGUUGUUCUACAGUGAUCUUGAAAUUUUUUUAAUUUUUUCUUUUUUUUUUUUAAUUAUUAAUUAUGUAUAUGGGAAUGAAUUAUGGUUUACCUAUUUCAUUUCUUCUUUUUUUAAAUUAUAAGUUAAGUGUAUAAAAUAUACGCAAACAUAUUUUCAAUUGCAUAUUUAAUUUUCUUUUUCAAAACUAACUAUAUAUGUUGUAAAUUAAUUAAUUUUAUAAUUAAGGAAUAAGCGAAUCUAAAAUAAAAUAUAAUGU
Molecule: messenger RNA, 1724 nt
Organism: Condylostylus longicornis
Lineage: Eukaryota; Metazoa; Arthropoda; Insecta; Diptera; Dolichopodidae
Exons: 5
Coding region: 254-1270 (338 amino acids)
Source: RefSeq, a predicted model, not a curated record